AUGGAUUUAGCCCAGAUAUUUGAAAACAGCCCAGGCGAGGUGAUCAAGUGUGUCGACAUGCACACCACCGGUGAACCAACACGAAUCAUUUACUCAGGCUUCCCCCGUCUCCAAGGAACACUUCUCGAACAGCGCGACCAAGCCAAAGCAAACCAUGACAAUAUUCGCAAGCGCAUCAUGCUCGAGCCUCGUGGACACUACGACAUGUAUGGUGCAAUCAUCAUCCCAGACACAGAGCUCGUCCAAAGUGGAGAAGCGCACAUCGGCACACUGUUCACGCAUAAUGGCGGAUUCUCUACAAUGUGCGGACAUGCUACCAUUGCACUGGGUCGCUUCUUAGUCGAUACCAAUGAUCUGAUGGUAUUUCCGAAGCGGGAUACAUUGGUGGUUAACAGUGCGACCAACGAGGUUGCUGUCAACAUCCAUGCACCGUGUGGCUUGGUUCGGGUUACUGUACCCACUACGCCCGAUGGACAGAAAUCGGAUCCAUCGCGCUCGGUCAAGUUCCUUUCUACGCCAGCUUACGCUGCAGCGAUCGAUCUUACGAUUCCCAUCCCUAGAGAUGUUGCGUGGCCCGAGCUCGGAGGUCGGGAAUCCAUCACACUUGAUAUCUCCUAUGGUGGUGCCUUUUACGUACUGGUUGAUGCCCGGGAACUGGGUUUCACGGAAGGGCUGAGCGAGAUUGACCUUGCGUGCGUUGCGAGCGCAGUGAAGAAGCUCAAGGCUUACCUCGUGACAAGGCCCGAUGUUAUUACUGCGUUGCGUCAUCCCGAGGAUGAGAGGCUAUCUUUCCUUUACUCUAUCAUGCUUGUGGAUCGUGACAUCGGAUCUAGACCGGAUGGUGUGGAUGGCACGGAGACUGGACUUUGUUUCUUCGCCGAGAAUCAGAUUGAUCGAUCCCCAACGGGGUCAUGUGUGACCGCUCGUAUGGCGUUGGCCAAUGCGAAGAACGUGAGACCGCGUGGUCAGAAGUGGGCUUACAACUCUCUUGUGUCGAAUCGAUUUGAUACCGGUGCUUUCAUUGCUUUGAUCGUGGAUGACAAUGUCUGGCUGGAAGGAGAGCAUGGGGUCGCAAGGCAAGCUGUUAUUGUUCAGGUUGAGGGCAAGGCCUAUUAUACUGGAGCAAUGACCUUCGUCAUUGAAGACGAUGAUGUGACAACCGAAAGUGGAUUCACGAUGGAUGAUUGUGCACGUGGUCUCUCAAAGUAA
Molecule: messenger RNA, 1209 nt
Organism: Penicillium odoratum
Lineage: Eukaryota; Fungi; Ascomycota; Eurotiomycetes; Eurotiales; Aspergillaceae
Product: putative proline racemase
Exons: 1
Coding region: 1-1209 (402 amino acids)
Molecular function (GO): hydro-lyase activity
Source: RefSeq, a predicted model, not a curated record